Cordyceps fumosorosea ARSEF 2679 is the source of this 1584-nucleotide messenger RNA. RefSeq names its product lysophospholipase. Gene Ontology annotation, molecular function: asparaginase activity; protein binding. The transcript has 2 exons. The record is from RefSeq and is a predicted model, not a curated record. NCBI's taxonomy places the organism in Eukaryota, Fungi, Ascomycota, Sordariomycetes, Hypocreales, Cordycipitaceae. Bases 1 to 1584 code for a protein of 527 amino acids.
AUGUCCCCGGCCACCGUCCUUCCGCCCGCUGAGCAGCGCCCCGGCUCUGUCGCCACGGGCCUCCCCGAGUCCCGCGUUCUCAUCAUCGGCACCGGAGGCACCAUCUGCAUGCAGGAAGGCCCUGACGGCCUGCAACCCAGUGGCAACUUUCUUGAGAGCGCCAUGGCUCCUCGUCCAACCUUUAACGACCAGUCCGGACCCCAAGUCACCAUGCAAGCUAGCCUCAAGGGCAAGCUCAUGUCCAUUGAUAGUCUGCGCACUCCGCCGACUGCCUAUGGCCGACAUAUCCGAUAUGGAAUCCUCGAGUUUGACCCUCUCCUCGACUCGAGCUCCAUUUCUGCCAACGACUGGGAUGCCAUGGCCGAGUGCGUAUUUGAGAACUAUAACCUCUUCGACGGCUUCGUCAUUCUCCACGGCACCGACUCGCUGUCUUACACGGCUUCUGCGCUGUCCUUCAUGAUGUCCAACCUUGGAAAGCCUGUCAUCCUUACCGGCUCUCAGGCGCCCAUCUUCGCUCUGCAGUCUGACGCCGUCGGCAAUCUGCUGGGCUCACUCAUCAUCGCUGGUACCUUUGUCAUCCCCGAAGUCUGCCUGUUCUUCCACAACCGCCUCUAUCGCGGCAACCGCACAACCAAGGUCUCGGCAGCCUCCUUCCAGGCCUUUGACAGCCCCAACUUUGAACCGCUUGCGCAGGUCAACGGCCUGGGAGUCAGUGUGAACUGGAGCCUCGCUGAACGCGCCACUUCGAUUGCCCCAUUUUCCAUCUCCAAGCGACUUGACACUACCCACGUUGCUUGUUUGCGUGUGUUCCCUGGCAUCAAGCCGGAAAUGGUUGACGCAGUUCUGCAUCUACCCGACAUUCGUGGUCUGAUUCUGGAAACGUUUGGUAUGGGUAACGUUCCCGGUGGCGUUGAUGGCCGUCUGACGCAAGUCAUCAAAUCUGCUGUUGAACGCGGGCUCAUCGUCGUCAACGUUAGCCAGUGCGUAAACGGCUUCGUGUCCCCGGUCUAUGCCCCUGGUACCCAGCUCGGUCGGGCUGGUGUCAUUUUUGGUUUGGAUAUGACUGCCGAAGCAGCCCUUGCCAAACUGUCCUACCUCUUGUCUCUCGGAAUCACAAAUAAAGAAAUCACAGAGCUCUUCUCCAAGUCCCUCCGCGGAGAGGUCACUGAGAUUGCUCACCCUACCUUCACUCAUCCGACGGCACCGCUUCAAAACCCCGCCGCUCGCCUCACAGAUGUUGAGUCUGCUUUCACCGCUCUGGGAUACGCUAUCCAAAAUGGCGAAAUUUCUGUCGUCAGGGAUCUUCUGAAGGGCGAAGGCAGCCAGCUCCUCAAGACGGCGGAUUAUGCGGGCAACACGGCUGUUCAUCUUGCCGCCGUCUCUGGUGACACUGCUAUCAUGCUCGAGCUCCUUCAGCAGGGUGCCAGUGUCCAUGAGCGCAAUCGCGCUGCUAACUCGCCACUGUUCCUUGCCACCCUUUCCGGCAAGGAAGAAUGCGCACAGCUUCUCAAAGCUGCGGGCGCUCAUCUCUCUGUUGAAGAGGUCGAGCGACAACCGCUUGCAACGCCUCCUCGUAAGGAGUAG